Hyla sarda is the source of this 1886-nucleotide messenger RNA. RefSeq lists its product as uncharacterized. The transcript has 2 exons. The record is from RefSeq and is a predicted model, not a curated record. Bases 236 to 898 code for a protein of 220 amino acids. Lineage: Eukaryota; Metazoa; Chordata; Amphibia; Anura; Hylidae.
CAUUCCAGAGUUAUUAAUGUUUAAAGUGAGAGUGGUCAGAAUUGCAAAAAAAUGGCCGAGUCCUUAAGGUGAAAAAGGGCUCAGUCCUUAAGGGGUUAAACAGGAUGCAACAGUGGUGCCUGAGGUGAUAGGUGAUGCUUUAGUAAACCAGUUUUCCUGUGGAAGACAGAACAAAUUCUCCAUAAUAGAUGGAUGUAGUGAUUUAUUUUUUUUAUUUUUUAUUAAACAAUUGACAAUGAAAAAUAGUUUUGGGUUCACACCUUUAUGGACUAAUAAUAAAUUUAAAGAAUUGGUUGAUUGUGAGUCAACUUUUUGGGAUAGUAAGGGUAUAAAACGACUGGAACAAAUAUUCGAUAACGGACAACUUUUUUCAUUUGAUCACAUAAAAAGGGUGUAUGAUAUUAAUGAUAAUGACUGGCUGUAUUACUGGCAGGUUAGUCAUGCAGUCCAUAACACGAUAGAUAAAGAGAUAUAUGUAACACAGAAACACAAUUUUAUAGAAGCACUAAUUCAAAUAGAGCACUUAAAAAAAAAAGGAAUUUCAAUUUUGUAUAAGAAAUUAAAUAAGGUUAUUGGAAUAAGGGGGAUUGAUAGAAUUAAAGAAAAAUGGUCUCGGACAGUGGGUACUGUGUCUGAAGAUGAUUGGGACACUAUGGGCCAAAAUAUAAGUAAGGUUUCCCGUAAUAUGGAAUAUAAAAUUACACAAUUUAAGAUAUUACACAGGACCCACUACUCCGCGCUUCAUUUAUAUAGGAUGGUAGUGAAGACUACGUCACAAUGUGUUAAAUGUGGUUUGGAUGAAGCGGAUUAUCUACAUAGUUUUUGGUCAUGUGAGAAGAUAUCGGUUUUCUGGGAAUCUGUAAUAAAAGAGAUCUGCAUUGCAGGAGAAAAAAAUUGACAAUGGCUUCUUCAUGUGUGUUCUGUGCUGAAACUGUAUUGAGCACCUGGACAAGCAUUAGCCCCAUUGAAUAGGAUUUAAGCUAUGCCAAGAUACCAGAAAUCUGAGAAUAUGGCUUGGUUAUUGGACAUAUUAAACUUCAAUUUGGAAUGAUUGGCUGCAAUGCUCAGCACUAUCACUAGGUAUCAGUAAACUUUUCACAGACAUACACGAUAAUAACAUAAUAUAUUAUGAUGUUAAUUUCUAUAGUACUUCAUACUAUGGCGACGCUCACUUCACUUUGUGCCUCUGUGGCACGGAUAAGAUUUCUGAAGAUCAAAUCGGCGGCAAUCGUAUCUGUGCACGGAUGGUUCACUCAUAUGCGGGACAUCGCUGCAGUCAGUGAUUGGAUGAGGGGCAGUGUAACACUCUGGGCCCCGACAUAACUACAGGCCCAGGCGUCACAAUUUCUGAGAGGAAGAGGAUUGCAGCCAGGGACCAGAGCGAGACACCUGAGGCACCGCUGAAGCACUGGAGGUAAGUAUUUUUAUUUUUUAAAUGUAUAAACUGUUAAUUGGGCAAAGUUAUAAAAUAUCCCUCCCUUUGGAUAACCUCUUGAAGUUUUAGUCCCAAGUCGGAGAUGCUUGGAAAAUGACCUGAUAGUAGUCACCAGCUGACUACAAUUGGGUCUGUGCGGGCCACAGGGGUGAAUGCGUCUGUGCCUGUACUGUGCACAGACACGAUUGAGCUUUAGAAAUGGUAUCUGUGCCAAGGAACCACUAAUCAUAAUGUGAAUGCGCCCUAAUUUGCAGAAAACUACUGUGGCUGUUUAACUAUUUACAUGCUGAUAAAUAGCGCUAUACAUCUUUAAAGGGGUACUUCAGCAUUUAAAAAUAUAUCCUCUAUCCAAAAGGAAGAGGAUAAGUGUUCGAUGGUGGGGGGACAUCACCCACGUGAUGUCCAGAAUGGGGCCCCAUAUCUCCCUGCUGCAUAGAGCGCUGUUCUCAGG